Messenger RNA from Styela clava, 1715 nucleotides. Its product is annotated as sodium-dependent glucose transporter 1C-like. Gene Ontology annotation, molecular function: D-glucose transmembrane transporter activity. Lineage: Eukaryota; Metazoa; Chordata; Ascidiacea; Stolidobranchia; Styelidae. Gene Ontology annotation, biological process: transmembrane transport. The record is from RefSeq and is a predicted model, not a curated record.
AAUUUCUGCAUAAUUUUCACAAUUUAAUUUUGUUCCUUUGUGAUGUCAUAAAGUUCAUUUUGUUGGAAACAAUAGAUUUUAUAAACAUUUACUGAUAAAAAAAAAUCAUGGAUGAGAAAAAAGAUAAAGCCGACGCAGAAAGCAUCGAUGCGUCAGAUAGCAAUUUAGUCGAACGAAAAAACACAGGAUGGGUAGCUUCACUUGUUGUAAUCAUCACAUUAGCCAGAAUCGGUCACGGACUUUUCAUUUCCAUCACCGGACCAACACUGCUCUAUCUUGCGGACAAUGUAAACGCCGAGGUCCGGCAAGUGUCAUCGAUGUUCACCGGUAGAUCUGCUGGAAUAUUGGUUGGUUCUGCAGUCUUCAGUGCUGUCGUUAGCAAAUGGACAAAAUUUAAACCUCUACUCAGCUUGGGUAUUGGACUUGGUGUGAAUGGAAUUGUAAUGUUUGUUACUCCAUUUCUAACGAAUCUCGGAGGACUUGUAGUGGCAACAACCGUAGGAGGACUUAUGUUCGGGUAUUUGGAUGCGGGCAUGCAAGCAGUAUAUUUGAAGCUCUGGGGCGAGAAAGGAUCGAGGCCGUACAUUCAAUCUUUUCACUUUGGAUUCAGCGUCGGAGCAUUUCUAGCUCCGGUUAUAGCGAAGCCGUUCCUUGAAAUGGCGAGUCAAGUAACGGAUUCUGGUACGACGUGUCCUGGGGAUGACGAUAUUACCCAAACAAUUGCAUUCACCACCCCGGCAGUUAACACAACUGGUGGAUCGACGAACGAAAAUAGCUUCAAUCCUAUCAACUGGUGUUUCAUUAUCAUCGGGACAUACACGAUCUUAAUGGCCAUUGUGAUGUCAGUAAUGGCCUUAUGUGACGUAGAAGGCAAAGUUGCGUCACACAAUGUCGACUCAACCGAAGAACGACCAGAAGAGCCAAUCAAAGAUGUCUGGCUUUUCUUUGUUCCUGUUGUCUUUUACUACUUUUGUUGCGUCACAAGUGAAACUGUCUACCAAGGAUAUAUUUACUCAGUUGCUCUAUGUUCAAGUCUUCAAUUCACGGUCGCGCAAGCUUCAAUCCUGAACUCUUUAUUCUGGGCCGGAUUCGGUAUCGGGCGAGGAACUGCAAUCAUUCACUCAAAUUAUUUCAAACCUUCAACUAUUAUUAUAUUUGACUUAAUCGGAACUACAAUAGCUUUAACUGUGAUGUGUAUAUGGGGAGAAUAUAUUCCAUUGGUAACGUGGAUUGUCUCAUUUUUUCAUGGUUUAUGCGUUGCAACACUGUACUCUAGUGGUGUGUCAUGGACAUCACAAGUAACAAACAUGGCUGGGAAAUACAUGUUCAUAUUCGCAAUUGGAAAUGCAUUUGGUGUAAUGUUAAUGAUGCCGGCGGGAGGAGCGUUGUUUGAUAAAAAUCCCUUUUCUGUGAUGUAUUUGAUUCUUGGACUCUGCUGUGGGUGUGCAAUAUUUUUCAUUUUCAUGAACCUCGUCGCACGUUCGCGUCAUCGUGCGGAUGUACUUCCAGAACUUGAAGAAACAAAAAAUGGCGGAACCACGAACAAAGGCUAUGAAAAAGAAGAAACAGACAACGAAGAAAAAGAGUAUUCAACCGCGUUUUAAAUUUUUAUAUGAACGAUUUUUGUAGUGCAAUUACGAAUCACGCUUUCAGUGUUACUGACUUUAUAUAUUUUUUAAUUCAAUGAAUAAUUAUAUUUAUUCUAAAAUUGAAAA